AUGGCCACGUCUACAUCGAAGAAAAUAGGUCCUUAUGAGGUUAUAAAAUCUAUCGGGCGGGGAUCAUUUGGAAUUGUCACGGCAGUAAAGAACGCCGAGGGGGAAAUCUUCGUCGUUAAGCAGCUGGACAUGUCGUGCAUGAAUCACAAGGAAAAAAUGAACGUUGUUAACGAGCUGCGAGCAUUAAUCGAGGUGUCCGUGCACCCAUUCAUCGUGCGAUAUAAGGAAGCGUUCCUGGAGGAUAACAUUUUGUACGUCACUAUGGACUUCUGCUCCAAAGGAGAUUUAAGUAAAUACAUAAAAAGGUAUAAAAAAACGAACACGUUGAUUCCCGAGAGGAAAAUAAAAAGAUGGCUCUUACAGAUCAUUACUGCGAUCAAAUUUAUGCACGACAGGAAACUUAUACAUAGAGACUUAAAAUGCAACAACAUAUUUCUUGAUGAUGAAGAGAGGGCUAAGGUGGGCGACUUUGGGCUAGCCAAAAUUUUUGAGAACACAGAACAAACAAGUACAUUGUGUGGGACCAUUGGGUACAUGGCUCCGGAGAUUUGCAGGAACGUGGCCUACAGCUUCCCCGCGGACAUCUGGUCCCUUGGCGUGAUACUGUACGAGCUCAUGAGCCUCCGGCACCCCUUCAAGUCGGAACAUUCCAAUAUGUUAUCGACAGCCCAGAAGAUUUGCGAAGAGGAGCCAGAGCCCCUGCCAACCAGCUACUCGAACGACCUGAUACACUUGUGCCAUUGGAUGUUAAAAAAGAACUCCGAGGAUAGGCCUACUUCGUGCGAUAUUAUCGCGUCCGAUUAUUUGCAAGUGCGGUGA
Molecule: messenger RNA, 819 nt
Organism: Plasmodium inui San Antonio 1
Lineage: Eukaryota; Apicomplexa; Aconoidasida; Haemosporida; Plasmodiidae
Product: serine/threonine protein kinase
Exons: 7
Coding region: 1-819 (272 amino acids)
Biological process (GO): protein phosphorylation
Molecular function (GO): ATP binding; protein kinase activity
Source: RefSeq, a predicted model, not a curated record